AUGGUGUUUCCGGAGCUUCGUUCUACCGAAAAUUACGCCAUGAAGAAUCCAGCCAUAGCUUCAGAUCUCGGCCAGUUUUCGCUGUGUUUUUUCAUCAAACUUGUUCAAGACCAAGGGGAUCACAUGGUCGUCACCUAUGCCCGUGAUCAACACAGUGACGUGGGUGUCGAAAUUUAUCCAACAGAAGCAAAUGUUUAUGUUGGCAGCAAGUGGUUCCGGUAAGGCUGCAUAUAAUUUUUAAAAGUCGGUCGGGGAAUUUCUUAUUUGAGCCACGAUAAGUCAUGAUACACGAAAUGUUACGGUCGGUUUCUCCCUCCUAAACAAUUUAUGUCUAGCAAUUUAAGGGGGGGAGAAAGUUAAACAUACAAAUAAACGAAAAGUUUCUUUCUCUGUGCUUAUCAUGAUUUAAAUACCAAAUAUGUUAAUCUUUUAAACCAAAACAAAUCUAGACGUAUUUUCCUUACGCUUUCCAAAUAACUAUUCGGGAACUUCAAUUAAAAUGUGAUUUAGAUCAUUACGCUCAAUUGGGCACAAAAGUCUUUCAGAUGACGAGGACUCGCUUAUGUAGCAGGGAUGAAAUUAGCUCAUUAAAAAUUUUUAUAAGUAGAGAAAUAAUUUUUUUCGCCUUGGCACGAAACGUGGGACAAAGAAAAAAAUUCUGAGUUCCCAUGAGGAAACAAACCACAAGCAGACCUUCGCAUUCCGCGCUCCGAUGCUCUACCACUGUGCCACAGUGACUCUAAGUAAUUGCACGAAUAAGAGAUUGAUUGACUGACUGACAGUUUAUUGACUGGUUUACUGACUGACUACAGACUGACAGACAGAAUGACUUUCUUGACUGACCUAGUGACAAAGAAAAAGGAGGGUCUUGAAUGAUCUAAUAUAUUUAGUAAUGUUUGCUUUUUGUAUUGUUUUGUUUCAGGUUUACCUCGACAUAUCUAUACGAUGAUACCUGGCAACACCUGUGUCUCACCUGGGAAAACACUCAAGGAGUAACGAAACUCUACAAAGAUGGUCAAUUUGCAGAACAGGUAACGAAUGAUGCCACUAAGAAUUAUGUACUAAAGGCUGGUGGCUUCCUGGUGCUUGGACAAGAGCAAGACUCUUUUGGCGGAGGUUUUGAUGUUAAACAAACUCUUCAUGGCCAAUUGGCAAGUCUCAACAUGUGGGAUAAAGUUCUUUCCGAAAGCGACAUUGCCGCUCAGUACACAAAUUGCAGCGUACCUCGUGGUUCUGUUCUUAACUGGUCUGUAUUCAAAAAUCUUACUCAUGGCAAUGUCACAGUUGAGGAGCCGUGA
Molecule: messenger RNA, 1298 nt
Organism: Pocillopora meandrina
Lineage: Eukaryota; Metazoa; Cnidaria; Anthozoa; Scleractinia; Pocilloporidae
Source: the annotation of a GenBank genome assembly